CUAAGUAUGAAAACUGCGAAUCGUGUUAACGUUGCAACCAAAUACCGAUUACGUGAAAUGUUGAUAAAGCCGAAACCACGUUCCUCACAAACCAUGGUUCUUAGGAAGCAUAUGCUCCCAUCGAAAGUUUUAGUGAGCAGCUGCAUUCUGCUCUUCCUCUUUCUAAGCAGAGGAAUUCCUGCAGUUGAUCAUGAUGAGGAUUUGUCGCAACCCACCGAAACUGUGGUUUCGGAAAGUGUGGACGAACACGCAGAUUUAGAUAUUUUACCAGAACUGGAACCGGAAGAGCAAUGGCCAACGCAGGCACACUUCAGCGCGGAUCCUAACGAUUGGCCGGGCAACGGUCAACCGCUGGGUCAAACCGCGCCGUCGUUCAGCGUAGACCGCGUCAAAUCCUUCCCGCCGCGAAAGACAUUUAUUGACGAUUAUGCCAUUCCGGCGAUGCCAUUGGUUGUGGCCGGGGCAUUCAAGGAUACGAAUAUUGAGAAAAACUGGCCGAGAGAUUCCUUUUUCACAACGAAUGCCUUUGCCGCACUGCACCGGGUAAACGCGACUGGGCCAUCAAAAAACACCGAGGAAUUGUCGCUUCGAGAGUUUUUCCUGCGAAAGUCCUGGGAUACCGCUAUAGAGAUGGAGACGACUAUUCCAGAUUUUAUGCGCAUAGAUUUCAGUAUUCCGGUAUCGGUGCAGUGCAAAGCGAUUAUCGAAGAACUGCAAGAAGCGAAGCUGCGGAUGUCUGCUUCGAAGAAGACCAAUGUAAUUCCCGCUGUCAGCAAUCUGGAUCGGUUAGUCUGCGUGGCAAAGGGAAAGAAAAAUGUUUUUUUGGUCAAUGGGAAUCAAGUUCACCGGGAUAGCAACUUUACUGUUACACUCGAGAUCGAUGCAGCGGAAACCUUCGAUUUCGAUUCGGUUGACCUGCGAAAAAUUCCCGGGCUGCGUUUUGCAAAAUUUUAUAAAGCGGAACUAGCAGCAACGGACUGUCUGUACAUCCCAGCAAAAUGGACACAAUUUGUGAAAAUCUCUUCUAAUUUCAUUGAGGCGGAAACGAACUGGAUUCGAAAAACAAUUGAUUCGUCCGAUAAGAUUUGCGGCGCCGUUCCAACCGGCAAAAUGACACUGGGACUGCUGAAACUGGCGAAAGAACCGGAGAUUGAUCUCAACAAAAUCAUGACCAUUUCUCCACUGCAGCUCAUUCUGAACGCCGUUGGGCAGAAAAAUUUCACAUUCGACCAGAUGCAAAACUGGUUAAAGAAGGAUAAGAAACUACUACAGAAAAUGACCGAAUGGAAUGAUGAAUAUGAAGCAAUUGCCGGGGAACUGUUUUUGCUGCUGGAUUUGAACCGUGAUGCUGUUUUCUCGGCCGAUGAUUUGGAUUUAUUACAGCCAGCAGCACAGGCUUUGUUCCUGGGCCGCCUUCACGAUCGCAUGCAGGAUUUCAUGGAUAUUAUGACUGACCAACAAGCUGACUUGGCACCGUUCACUGGCAAGGCCGGAGCCGGCGGCGCUAAACUUAGCCCGGAAAUAAAAGAAUAUCUGGAGAAAUAUAACCAAGAUAUGAAGAAACUCAUUGCGGACGCUGUGGCAGAAAAAGAAAAGCAAGAAAAAGGUGAGCAGCAACCGGAUGCAAAAGCAUCCACGGAUGCACAGAAUUCAUCCAGAAAACGUCCCGACCGGCCCAAAGUACAAUGUCCCGAGGAAAUUCGCGAUGAUGUGAUUAUGGAGGACACGGCUGGAAGUGACACAAGGACAAACAAUAGAGAAAAUUAUGAAGAAGAGAUUUUGGCGGAAGAUGACGAUGAACUUGGAGAAGUACCAGGAGUAUCCAGAACGCCUACGCCGAAUCCGAAUGAGCACCCGGUUCACGUAGAACUCUGAAGCUGUCUUUCUUUGCCAGUGUAGUGAGAACCAACUUGAAAUUUUAUUUGGUGACAUAGAUUUAAUGAAAUAUAUGACAUUAUAGUAUGAUUAGUAUCUGUACGAAUCUUUUACUAUGGUACACAAAAACUAUUAAAAGGGACUUGGAAUA
Molecule: messenger RNA, 2026 nt
Organism: Paramacrobiotus metropolitanus
Lineage: Eukaryota; Metazoa; Tardigrada; Eutardigrada; Parachela; Macrobiotidae
Exons: 1
Coding region: 7-1875 (622 amino acids)
Molecular function (GO): 2-oxoglutarate-dependent dioxygenase activity
Source: RefSeq, a predicted model, not a curated record